Lactuca virosa is the source of this 1353-nucleotide messenger RNA. Lineage: Eukaryota; Viridiplantae; Streptophyta; Magnoliopsida; Asterales; Asteraceae. The record is from the annotation of a GenBank genome assembly.
AUGCUUGAUUCCAACAUAAAGGAUAUAAUUUUGGAACUUGGAGCACCAGUCUGCAAGGAGUCAGGAGUGCAGCUUAUAUCUGUUAGAAGAUCCGAAGAGGAACUAAAGAUCCUUCUCUCUGAAGGCAUCUUCCUUAACCAGGGAAAAACGUGGUUUUGGUUAAAUAAGAAUGGAGAGCAUUGUGAAAUGAUAUCCGCAGCAGAGUGUUUCUAUCCUAUUACCCUUGCACCUCAUUAUAUUGAAUUUUAUGCUAAGGAAAAAUCAAGAUUUGCAGAGUACAUGAAUACACAAAUUUGUUCGGAUUUCAAAAUACGUGUGAAAACACAAUUUUUGUCACCACAUAUCACGUACGCAGUAAACCUUGUGUUCUGUUUAUACGACUCUGAUUUUACAAAUUCACGCCUCAAUUACAUACUUACUGGGGAAACAGAAUCUUCGAGUUUGUACUUAGCAGAUACGAGAGAAGAUGGAUGGUUGACUGCUGAAUUGUAUCAAUUUACUAGCGACAAUAAAAUUGUUGAUCUUCAAAUUACAUUUAAAUGUUGGAAUAAGUUGUUAGUAGAAGGCAUUGAGUUUCAGCCUGUGGAGAUGAUAAGCCAACAAAUUCCAGAACAUCAAGAAUUAGAUGAUGAGAGAGAGGUAGAUAUGCAGGAGGACAUGUCUCAUUCAGAUGUUUAUUGGAAAGAAAAAUUACCAAGUGAUUAUGAAAACAUAAUCAAGUGGUCGAAAGAUAAGUUGCACUGGACAACAAAGAAGGAACUAUAUUCUAUUCUCCGCAAAGGGUUCCUUAUCCGGAUCGAAGGCGAAGAGUGGUUUUCUCUCGACAAAGAUGGGAAGAAAUGUAUUAUGCUACCAGCAGCGGUGGCUUUGAAAAGAAAAAAGUGGAGUUGGCGGUCUUUACCCGAAUCAAGAUUUGAAGAAAUGGCCUUUGAUCCUACUUGGAGCUUUACUAUAUGUUGCAAUACGUCCCAUAUGUUGUCAUCUGAAACAUGUUAUGGAGCUUACCUUGUUUACAAAUUACAAGAAAACCAUUCUGGAUUUAAGCGUCCUUUGAUCGUGACGAUGACUAGUCAUUUCUCUGAUACAGUAGUAAUCUCACGAUAUAUCUAUUUGGUUAGUCCUCAAACCCUGGUCAUCAGACGAAAGGCUUAUGAAAAUACCCACAACCCAUUGAAUAGACCCAAAAUAAAAGGCUUUCCACAAAAAAGGAAAAAUGGUUGGAUGGAAGUACAAAUAGACGAACAGCUUACACAAACUCCCUCGACGUUUGUAAAACUUUCAGUCAACUUUCCCAUUGACCAGUCACUUAAAGGGCUUAGUGUGCAAGGCAUUGAGUUCAGACCAUGUAAUUAG